AUGGAAACAUUCCAAAAUAGAUUUACAUCUGAAUUAAUAUCUAUGAAUGAUAUUAUUAAUCUUCUUCGUAAUUCUAUACAACAGCAAUACAAUGCCAAACAACUUGACAUAAAAAAUGAAACUAUUGAAAAAAAUGUUCGAAUUUUAUUUGAACAAGAUUAUGUUUGUCGAUAUAUUUCCAAUACAAAUGGUGAAUUAUCAUUAGCUUAUCCAAGUCAAAUUCUUGUACCUAUUAUUGACAAAUGGUCUGAAGUACAAACGCCAAAAAUUACACCAUCAAUCAAUAUUCGUGAUUGUUGUGUUCGAUCACGAAUUGCUCGAUGUCGAUCUCGUCUCGUUGUUCCUACCUUAUUCAUCGAUGGAAAGUAUAUUUGUCGAUCGGCAACUCUCUCGUCCUGGGGUGAAAUAUAUCCACGAUUAAGUAUGGAUCUUUUAGUAGAUGCUGGCAAUAGACGUUUUGCUCAACCUGCAGCCAAUAUUGACAAUGCUUUCAUUGACAUUGAACAACCUCAACAACGGACUAUUUUUGAUAAACUUCGCAGUGCUGAUGUUGAUCUAUUGAAUAUAUUCGAUAUCGGUUCAAUAGUAAAUUUGAUGGUACAACAGAAAAAUAUUCUAUUCGGUAUGAAAAUAACAGCAUCGGAAAAGUUUGAUAAACACGAUCGAUAUAGAACAUUUCAAAUGAUAUUACUUCCCUAUCCAGGAUGUGAACAUUUUCGAGAAGUAGCUAUACAGAAAUACAAUGGUGAAUUUAUGUUUUACGAUUGGUCUCUAUCGAAAAAUGAUGCUCUACUUGACGUACCGAUUCAUCUUGCUUCACGUGUAAAUACCGAUUGGUUAUUUUGGCGAUCAUGGAAUACUAUUCAAUUAACGCAGAACUAUUUUCAAAUACUUCUUCGUCAUCUUGAAACAGAAAAACGUGGUAUUCUUAUUCAUUGUCUUUCGGGAUGGGAUCGAACACCAUUGUUUAUAUCUUUGCUUCGUUUAUCAUUAUGGGCCGAUGGUUUUAUUCAUCAAUCACUGACAGUUGAAGAAAUACUCUAUUUAACACUUGCCUACGACUGGUAUUUAUUUGGACAUAAUUUACCAGAACGAUUACCACAUGGUGAAGAAAUUCUCUAUUUUACUUUCAUGGUUCUUCCAUAUUUAGUUGGUGACGAAUUUGUUUUUCAAUCAUCGAAUACUACUCGUCACCAUUCGACAUUGACAACAAAUGGAAUUAGUUGUAAUUAUAUGCCAGAACGUCAUGUUUAUAAUAAUAACACAUCCUGUGUGAAUGUUGCAGAUGAUUCAGUAAUCAAUGUUCAUCGAAAUCCAUGUCAAUAUAAUUCGAUUGGUUUUGAAGAAAAUAAAAAAACGAUUCGCAAAGAGAAAUUACUUGCUGUUUUUCAUCUAUUUCAUACAUGUUAUCGAACUGUCAUACCAAAAAUUUCAACUACAUUGAAUAAUGGACCACCACCAGUACCAGAUAUGGCUCGUAGAAUUAAGAACUUUGUAUUGCAAAGGCGAUCGUAA
Molecule: messenger RNA, 1515 nt
Organism: Rotaria sordida
Lineage: Eukaryota; Metazoa; Rotifera; Eurotatoria; Philodinida; Philodinidae
Source: the annotation of a GenBank genome assembly